AUGUCGGACGCACAGGGCGGAGAUGUUCCGGACAAGUCGCCCGACGUGGCGGACCUGGAGGACGACGAUGACGACGUGGACGCCCUGCUCGAGCAGUCGAGGCAGCUGGAGGAGCAACAGAAGGAGGAGGUCGCUGCGCGGCCGAAGCCCGACCGCAAGCAGGCCAUGGAGGCGCUCGUGCGUAAGAUGGCCGCGGAGAGGCAGGCGGACGAGAAGGAGAAGAAGCGCAGGGCGCCGGAGCGGGCGGAGGACGACGGGGACGAUGCGGGGGCGGCUGAACGGAAGAAGAAGCGCGGCAGGGACGACGCGGACGGCGCGAAGAAGAAGAAGAAGAAGAAGAAGAGGCCGGACGGCGCGGAGGGCGCGGCGGCGGACGUCGACAGCGAGAACGACGAAGAGGGCGUCGCGAACGAGGAGGACCGGCAGUUCAUCGAGGAAGACGACCAGAACGACGAAGACAACCGCUGGGCAGGCGGGGACUCGGACGACGAGCGAGGGCGCCCCGCAGAGGAGGCGGAGGAGGGCGAGGAGGACGAGGCGAUGGAGAUGCCUGCGCGGAAGAAGACGGUGGCGACGGGCGGGCGCGCGAAGCCGCGGGAGCCCACGGAGCCGGUGGACCCGGAGAUUCGCCGCGUGGUGGACGGCGCGUUUGGCAAGGGUAGGAAAAAGAACGAGGUUGUCGAGACGGAGAAGAAGGACGCGGACCAGAUCGUCAAGGUCUUCCUCGCGCGCAUGGAGAAGGCCGCGAAGGACGACCGCGCCGCGAACGAGGCCGCGCGGCCCGCGGGCGCGAAGGUCCGCCUGUUGCCAGAGGUGGAAGCAAUGCUGCGGAAACAGCACCUCCAGGAGACGUUCCUGAACCACGGGCUGCUCGAGUGCAUCGCGGAGUGGCUGGACCUCAUGCCGGACCGCAGCCUGCCGAACGUGCGCGUGCGCUCGUCGAUGUUGCGGGUCCUGAAGGACCUGGACGUCGAUUUGGUGAACAACGACCGGCGAGAGCAGAUGAAGCGGACCAACCUGGGGCAGCUCGUGAUGUUCCUGUUCAAGUGCACCGCGGAGACGCCCGAGAACCGCCGCCUCGCGUCGGAGCUCGUCUCGGCGUGGUUUGCGCAGCUGGGCAUUGGCGGGUCACAGAAGACAUCGACGUCGAACCUGCGCAAGGAGGGGGCCGAGGAGCGGGAGGCCAACUUGGCGCGGUGGGAGGCGAAGCAGGCGCGCGCCGUCGAGGCCACGCUGCGGGAGUCGCGCCCCGAGAACCGCAUCGGCGAGGAAGGCUUCCGCAAGCGCGCCGCCGUGCCGCGCGCCGCAAACCUGGACUUCAAGGUCAAGCCGCUGAGCGACGCGAGCGCGGACCGGGCGCAGAAGACUGCGCAGAGGUCCGCGGUCUGGGAGCGCCUCGAACAGGUCCACCGGUCGCUGCGGAAGCCCAAAUCGCGCAGGUGA
Pedinophyceae sp. YPF-701 is the source of this 1443-nucleotide messenger RNA. The record is from the annotation of a GenBank genome assembly. NCBI's taxonomy places the organism in Eukaryota, Viridiplantae, Chlorophyta, Pedinophyceae.